UGAGAAUCAUUCAUGGAUCUUUGACAAUAUGGAAAUUUUAAGUAUAAUUUGUGUUUUUAGUUUAAUAAGUAAUGCGUAUUCGGCCCAAGUAAGAGUUGACCCAUUAGUGCUAAUUGAUCAAGGACUUGUAAGAGGCUUAAAAUCCAGCGACGCGAACUAUUCACAGUUUUUGGGAAUACCAUAUGCGCAAGUGGAUUUGGACAAUCCUUUUGGAGCUGCACGUCAUCAUCCCGGCUUUGAUGAAGAAAUCUUUAACGCAUAUGACGAUUCCAUAGUAUGUCCGCAAACUGUUAAAUCAUCAAUGCGAUCGGAUAGUGAUGCAAUUGAAACUUUAGAUUGUUUGCGGUUGAAUAUCUACGUUCCUACGAUAGCUAGUUCACAAAAUCCAUUGCCAGUAUUAGUAUGGUUUCACGGGGGUAACUAUGUCGUUGGUAGUGCUAAUAGUUACGAUCCUGAAAAUCUAGUAAGACAAGGAAUUGUCGUUGUCACAGUUAAUUAUCGGUUAGGUCCCUAUGGAUUCAUGUGCCUCGACGUACCUAAUGUUCCCGGAAAUCAAGGUCUAAAAGACCAAUAUGAAGCUCUUACAUGGGUAAGAAGAAAUAUACGCGCUUUUGGAGGAAAUCCCUAUAACGUGACCAUUGGAGGGCAAAGUGCAGGUGCAGGGUCUGCUUUACUUCACUUAUAUUCCAAUAAAGACAAACUUUUCAGUAAAGUAAUUGCUCAAAGUGGUACUCCUCAUAAACCUGGGUCAUUCGUCAACGCAGAUGUCGAAGUCGCUAAACAAUUAGCUCUACACCUUGGAUUCAAUACCACAGACACAUCUGAAGCGUUAGAAUUCCUCAAAGGCACACAUCACAAAUUAGUAUCUGGUGCAGCUGCAGAUUUGGAUUUAAAACUAAGGCCGUGUAAAGAAAGGUCUUUUAGCGGAGUAGAGAACUUCAUAGUCACGGAUCCAUUUUCUCUUUCAAAUGCUAAGAAAGUUAAAGGGACUCCGAUAUUAAUAGGUCAGACUAGCAACGAGUAUUAUGGUACUAAUGCUAACGAAGAUGAUGAAUAUUAUAAGUCCAAUAUAUUUUAUGAGACUUUAAAAGAAAGUUUUUAUCUAAACAAUGAACAAAUGGAAGAAGCUGCUCUAAUUGCUCAACAUUUUUACAUUGGUGACGAACCAAGUUCGAGAGAUUUAUCAUUUGAAUUAGAUAAUUUUUCUACGGAUUUUCUUAUGAAACAUCCCAUAGAACGCACUACCUCUAACUUACUAAAGGAAAAUGCGAAACCAGUGUACCAAUAUGAAUUUAGUUAUGUUGGAGAUAGUGAGAAAGACGAUGCCGUACACAACGAAGAAUUAAAAUAUCUUUUCAAUUUCGGUGGUACAGUGGAAGCUAAUGAGAAAAAUAAAUUGCUUAUUGCACGAAUUACAAAAUUGUGGGCCAAUUUUGUAAAAUAUGGUGAUCCAACGCCUGUGGUUGACGAUAUAUUGCCUGUCAAAUGGAAGUCGGCGGGAAAGGAUUAUCGACCAUACAUGAUUAUUGAUGCUGAUCUAAAACUUGAGUAUCGAAUAAACAAGGAGAGCAUGGCUUUCUGGGAUCUCUUUUAUAAAGCCUACGGGCAUUAUAAUAUUUACACCAGAGAUUGCAGCUUUUAAAUGUAU
Molecule: messenger RNA, 1648 nt
Organism: Colias croceus (clouded yellow)
Lineage: Eukaryota; Metazoa; Arthropoda; Insecta; Lepidoptera; Pieridae
Product: carboxylesterase 4A-like
Exons: 3
Coding region: 29-1642 (537 amino acids)
Source: RefSeq, a predicted model, not a curated record